Messenger RNA from Mesocricetus auratus (golden hamster), 1214 nucleotides. Its product is annotated as olfactory receptor 12. The transcript has a single exon. Gene Ontology annotation, molecular function: G protein-coupled receptor activity; olfactory receptor activity; odorant binding. Bases 243 to 1214 code for a protein of 323 amino acids. Gene Ontology annotation, cellular component: membrane. NCBI's taxonomy places the organism in Eukaryota, Metazoa, Chordata, Mammalia, Rodentia, Cricetidae. Gene Ontology annotation, biological process: sensory perception of smell; G protein-coupled receptor signaling pathway. The record is from RefSeq and is a predicted model, not a curated record.
GGUUCAACACAUCUUCAUGAUUUAAAAUAGCCAGAGAAAAUGUCCCCUUUCUCGUCAUCCUAGCUCGACUGGAAGGAGAUCAGAGGACCCAGUGAGCUUUCGCACCGUGGACGGCAUGGCAUCAACAGGUUCCUGCAGUCUGUGGAGCAUCUAAGGGAACCUGUGGACCAUCCAACGGCCCCAGUGAAAUCUGCUCCCUCUGGCUGCCUCCAACGCCAUCUUCUCUUCAGCUGUCCCCACCCAUGGCCACACCCAUCCACAGGAAUGGAAGUUCCUCAGCAGUGUCCUUGCAGGACUUUGUGCUGGUGGGAUUUGGGGGAGGUGCAGAGACCCAGGCCCUGCUCUUUGCUGUCUUCCUUGCCCUGUAUGUGGUGACUGUCCUGGGCAACCUCACCAUGAUCAUGGUCAUCACCCUGGAUGCCCGCCUGCACUCCCCCAUGUACUUCUUCCUCAAGAACCUGUCCUUUGUUGACCUUUGCUAUUCCUCUGUCAUUGCCCCUAAAGCCCUGGCCAACUUCCUUUCCUCAUCCAAAGUCGUUAGCUUUGCAGGAUGUGCCACACAGCUCUUCUUUUUCUCCUUGUUGGCUACUACUGAGGCUUUCCUCUUAGCAGUGAUGGCUUAUGACCGCUUCAUGGCCAUCUGCAGUCCUCUGCAGUACCCUGUGACCAUGUGCCCCAUGACCUGUGCCCUCUUGGUUCUGGGUACCUACUGUGGAGGCUGCCUCAACUCCAUUGUGCAGACCAGCCUCACAUUCCAGAUGCCCUUCUGCAGCUCCAACCGUAUUGACCACUUCUACUGUGACGUGCCCCCGCUGCUCCAGCUGGCCUGUGGUAGCACAGCUCUCAAUGAGCUCUUUCUCUUCGGUCUCUGUGGGUUCAUCAUUGUGAGUACCAGCUUAGCUGUGCUGGUCUCCUAUGGCUACAUCACCGUGACCAUCCUCAGGAUGCACUCAGGAUCCGGGAGGCACAAGGUCUUCUCCACCUGUGGCUCUCACUUGACAGCUGUGUCCUUGUUUUAUGGGACUGUGUUUGUCAUGUAUGCACAGCCAGGAGCAGUGACCUCCAUGGCACAGGGCAAGGUGGUCUCUGUCUUCUACACCCUGGUCAUCCCCAUGCUCAACCCCCUCAUCUACAGUCUGCGCAACAAGGAUGUGAAGGACGCUCUACAGAGAUUGGUGCAGACACACGGUCUUGGGAAGAAGGGAGGCAAGUAG